Cetraspora pellucida is the source of this 1503-nucleotide messenger RNA. The record is from the annotation of a GenBank genome assembly. NCBI's taxonomy places the organism in Eukaryota, Fungi, Glomeromycota, Glomeromycetes, Diversisporales, Gigasporaceae.
AUGGCUCACGCUAGUGAUUAUGAAUUCCGUUUAUUUGCUUAUCCUGACGAGAAUUAUACAUGCCCACCAACAAUUUAUUCAGAAUAUGAAAUUUAUGAUGAUUUUAUAACUCAAGCUAGUAAUAUUAUUAGUUAUGGAGGGACAUUAAUAACAGUUGCAGUAUAUGGUAUUCACUCCCAAUUCGGGUGGCGUAGUACCUUUUUUCUUGACGAUUUUUUUAUCUUAACAUUUUCAUUAUCCCCAAUAAUACCAUUUUAUAUAAUCGGACAACUUAUAAUGAUGUUUAACCGAAAUUUUUAUCUAAAUAAUGCAUUACCAUUUCUCUUUUUAUUAUGGGUGCUUAUUGUUUGGUCAAUCGCAGCUUUAGUAUAUAAAUUUAAUUACCAACAUUCUUUUUUCAGAAAUGUCAAACAAAAGCAUCUUUACAGAUUUAGAGGAAUUUUUUUGUACGUUUUAUUGUUUUUUGUCAUUUCUAUAACGGUACUUGAUAUUUUUGAUGCUCAAGAAUUCGAAUUUUCUCAUUCCUCAUGGGUUAAAUUUAUUGAUAUUAAAUCGUUAAAUUUAGCCGUUGACAUUCUUAAUUUUUCAUUAGUAACUUAUCUAUUUUGGUAUUAUUAUCGUCGUAAACCUGGUGGUGUUCCUCGUCGUGUAUUUUUUAUUACUUUAUUCGUAUCACAGAUUCAAUUAUUUUUUGCGUACGCUUACUUGUGUACUCUUCCAGUUAUUGAUUCUGUGUUUAAUUUUCUUCUUGGUACGGUUUUGUCAAGAACAAUUUCUUCAUUCUUUAGUAAGGAUGAUUUUGCGGAUUUUUUAAUGGGGGUAGAAGAUAAAAAUUCAUCUAUAAUCGAAACAAUUGAAUGCAUCCGAAUGCAAAGUGACGAUGGUGAAGUUUUAAGAGAUUUUGAAACUGUAUCUAUUAAUGAGAGUGAAAAAGAUGAUGGUACAACAAUUGUUACCCCAGUUAAAGUUGGAUUUUUGAAAAAAUUAAUUGCAAUUAUCUUUUUUCUUAAUAUUGAAAAUGGAAAAUUUGUAUAUAAAAUUGAUAAAGUUAAUUAUUUGGGUGCACAUAAUUUGAAUAUAAAGGAAAGCAUAGAUAUUUAUGUUGAACACGGUUUCUUACAAAUAGAAACAGGUCAAAUAAUCUAUGUAGGGAAAAAUAAAAUCAAGAGGUGUAUCAAUUUAACUGAUCACUGGCCACUCAGGAUUGAACAUGGUAGAAUAUUUGUGCAAUCUCCUACUGGAAAAUCUUUUGUUGAUUUGACGGGUCAUAAUUACUUUGAAAUUAAUCGUGGUAAAAUUAUGCACAUGGAAUAUAAUAAUAUUAAAGAAGUUAUUGAUAUAGUUGAUCAUGGUUUAUUGAAAAUCAUAAAAUUAGAUUAUGGUCUUAAGGUAAUUUAUAUGAAAACCCCUCCAGCCACAAAAUUUAUAGAUUUAACUGAACAUGGAUUAUUGAACUAUAUAGUUUAUGGUCAUAGAAAAGGUGAAAUUUUUGAUACUCUAUAA